AUGGCUAAACGAAAUGUACAGCCUCCGAAGAAGAGGCAGAGAAAGAGGAAUAGAGUCCCCAUAUCGUGCACGAUCUGUCGGCGAAGAAAGGUGAAGUGCGACAAGAAGAAGCCUCAAUGUGCCAACUGCGUCAAAAACGGAGUAGCACAUCUCUGUCGAUACUUGGAGCCGAGUUGGGCCAAGCCGCUCUGUGAUGACGAGCUGAAAAUUCCUGGCACCAAUGUAUCCAAUUACAACGACCAAUUACAACACGAGAAUUCGAGGAUGAAGAGAAGGAUUCAAGAUUUGGAGCAGCAGAACUCAGAGUUAAAGCAUAAUCAAUCACAUGGUGGUGUGGUGGAUAGAGUAGCUGCCAUGCGUGGGUCUGAUAAUACCGAUUUACUGGAUUGUAUAGCCAACUCCAGCAUUCUGUUUACCGCUAAGAGAGGUCCCGUGUAUCAUUUCCCAAUUAUAUACCAGAUUAGUGUUCUUUCAUGGAUGUUCAUAGUGCGUAAUGACUCCUAUUUGAACGAUCUAUGGCUUAAGAUCAUCAAGUUGCGCAGGCAUUAUGAGUACUAUUAUAGCAGUAAGAAUGCCAUGAUGGAUGCUUCAAAAACAUUGGCCAAGGACUACAAUAACUAUGGCUCCAAGCUGGAUAAGAUCCGUGAUCGUGCCAGUGUUGGUGUUAUUCCUCCAGAGAAGACUGUCGAGCAUACCAGUAAGUUGAAGAAGUUUUUGGAUGGUACCUUGUCGAAGAGUGCAACUGGAGUAUCUUCCUCUCUGGACGAUGCUCCUCCUGGCACUUCAAGAUCUGGCUGUCCAGUGGUUCGGGAUGGGAGUUAUAGGAACUUGACUCAGAAUCGUAUGAUGACCAAUAAAUGUCCCGUUAUGCACCCUGGAAAUGCAUCUGUGAGCUAUUCAGAUGUUCCGGAGGACGAUGAGGACGAAGUGGACGAUAUGGAGGACUCUAAAGUGUGUCCUUUGAUGAUUGGUGAUGCCCGUGCUUUAUUUAAGGAGAAGCUUUCUCGGAUGAAUUUGAGUGCGAUGCGAGAAACAGUGAAACCGAGGGAUAAUGAAGCACCUUUAGCAAAAACGCCCGAAAAUGAGACGAAGGAUGGGACUGUAACACCUCCGACGUCCCAUGGAAGUCCAGUAGAAGCGGCCAAAACAGAUUCAUCCAUUUCUACAGUUUCUACUACAUCUGGUAAGAAGCGAUCGUGUCCAGAAAGUAGAACUAGUUGUUCUUCAAGUCACAGGAACAAACGGAUUCAAACUAUAUCUCCUUCAGCUGUCAAAAGCUUGAAUUAUAACAAUACCAAAGAGGUAAUAACUGUUAUAGAGAAGAAUUUACCCAGCAGAAAGGUGGUUUGGCUGCUAAUUGAUCGGUUUUUUGAGAAGCUUUAUCUCCAUUUCCCAUACAUUGAUGAAGAAACAUUUCGUAUUCGAAUAGCUUCCAUCAUUGACACUACAGAGGCGGGAUCUGAGAAGAUCAAGUUGCAAUCAAUUGGGUCUCAGUACUGCGAAGAGUUUCUCAACGUUUGUCUCAUGCUUGUUAUUAUUCGGCUAAGUUGGCUUUCUCUUCCUGAUAAGGUCUCUAAUGAUUUGACGGCCGAGGAGGUGUUGAUGAUGAAGCCAGAGAACUUGGUUACAAUGGUUCUUAUCGAUAUGGUGAAGGAGAUUUUUUCUAGUGCCAAAAUCAUGGGUAAGCCAUCGCUUAUCAUCUUCCAGGUGGGUCUCUUCUUGAAGAUAUACAAUAUUUUGUCUCCCGAGGACGGCUUUGACUUGGAUGAUUCGUUCACCAACAAUAACAACUCAUCUUUGUUGGUUUCCAAUGACCUCAGUGGAGAUUUGACUAAUGAGGCUCCUGACAUGAACUCUCCCAAUUUCAUGGCAAUGUUGGUUCAGUUGGCUAGAACUAUUGGGCUCAAUAGAGAUCCUUUAAACUUCAAGAACUUCUACUCGUCGAGUUCAGAUCCAAUUACGAAUGCCAGAUUAUUUCGUAAGAGACAUCUGUGGCGUAAGUUGUGGUACGGAUUAAUGUACCUUUCUAUAGAAAGCAAUUUGAGUAUGGGUGAUUACAAGAAAGGAUUGCCGAUUGAGCUAGAUUUGGAUCCCACUCUUGGUUCUGUCAACAAGACGUGGGAUUGCAGGUUGCCGGGAGGAGUGGAGCAAGGUGUUUUGGAGAAAUCUUUCUACGGACCAGCUUUGGAGAAGGAGCAGAUAGUGGUGAGUAACUUCAGAGAUUCUAUCGUUGUUUAUCACUCCCUCUAUAAGGCUAUGAAUGCUCUAUUUUUGACGGAUUCCCCACCUACAACGAAGAGUAUGGGCCAAAUCAUGAACAGAUUGCUUGAUCUGAUCUCUGAGAAAUCGAAGCUGGGGCUAAAUACCUCAUUUUUGCUGUCUCCUGGUGAUAAUACCACUGCAGCCAGCGCGAGCAAUAUGAAUGCACGGUCCAGAACCUCCCUCAAUGAUACCCGUUAUGGGAAAUACGUUCGGAUCUACAAGUUGAGACUUUACUUAGUGAUCAAGUCACUGCUAUUUGCACUAAAUUACUUGCUUCUGUUGAACCACGAGCAAAAGUUUAACAGGCUUAUUGCAGACAAGUCGAGCACCAUUCCUAAGAUUACUAGGCAAAAAGAGUAUAUUGACACGUAUUUUGAAGGCUCGUUGCUAUUAGCCAUUGAUAACUUCAAUUUUUUUAUUCAGCUUAUCGACAACUUGUCAAAAUUGUUUCCAAACUGCGGUGCAAAGCUCAUUACGUUUCCGUUUUUGCUUGUUUUGAACCACAGAUCGCAUGAAUUUCUCAUCUCUCUGAUUCUUCGGCUUCAACAAGGUUCUCCAAUCAUCGUGGAGAUCCUUGAGAAAAACGGAAUAGACAGGGACAAGUUGUUGAAGAGGUUGUUUCAUUACCUUAGCACCUUCUUGGACAAGUUAGAUGGUCUUACUAAAUCAUAUUAUUAUGCAUGGCGAUUGAGGAAGAUGGUGAAGUUCUUCUACAGUAUUCUAACCAACUCCAAGAAACUAUUCAGUAUGGAUUUCAAACAAAUGAAUGCGGGCAUCAAGGAGGAGCCUCAAGAAGAUCCUUCGAUUCCUCCAACGAGUUUUAUUGGUGGUCGUCGUGUGGUUCCUCUUCGUCCGAAGCAGCCUCUUGUGUAUCUGGAGCAGCAGCAGCAGAAGCAGCAGCCUCGGCUGCAGAAACAGCCUCAACAAAUACAUCAGCUGCCGCUUAGUGGGCCCGCUAGUGCCUUUGAGAUUGCAUUUGGUACGUCGAAGCUACCGCCUGUGACUGAUUAUACUGAUCUUAACAACGCUGCUUACGAGUAUUAUCAGCAAGAUGCAAUACAUGCAGCUACUAGUCCUAUGGCUCCUGGUUCAUUCAGAAGCCAGCCGUUUGCUUUGCCAUCACGUGGGCCACCUCAACAGAUUUCGUUUGUGUCCCAGAAAGGUCUGGGAAAUAUGAGAGAAGUUAAGGGAGGUAUGAUUGGUAAUCAGUACGCUGGUCAGAUCGAUGACUUUUUGGAUGAAAACUUCUUUACAGAUCUCACAGAGCUGAAUAUGGGCUCUCUGGCUAAUGAUUCAAUGGAUGGUAUGGCUUGUCCUCCAGGAAUGCUGAGUUCAGCCCUUUCGGGAGAGAUGGGGGUCGUCGGAAGCGAGUCUUCCACGAUCAACAUGAGGAAUGGGGAAUUUGCCAUCGAUGGUGGUGCCGGUGGUGCCGGUGGUGAUGUGGGUGGUGUAGGCGGUGGUAUGAGUCCUGGUCUGGGUCCUGAAAUCGGAGCAGGAAUUAUUGUGAGCGCACAGAAUGCCAUGUUUGGUGGAAAUGGAUUUGUAGGAAGUGCUUACAACUCUUUGAAUGAGAUCGAUUUUACAAAUGUUGAUCUCAGCUCACAGUUUGGUGACAAUAACAGUAACUACAGUCAGGCAGGCAUCAAUGGAGCCGGUGGAGCCGAUGGAGCCGAUUUGGACGAGAGGUUUGGUGCCACUGGUAUGGAGGCCAUAUCCACUGAAACUACAGGUACCACGGGAGUCAUGGGAACCAGCUCUUCUCGAGCAGCCAAUAUCAGCCCAGAAUCCCAUCAUUUAGGACUUGAAGGGCUUAAUUUAAGGUUUACGGAAUAG
Molecule: messenger RNA, 4095 nt
Organism: Brettanomyces nanus
Lineage: Eukaryota; Fungi; Ascomycota; Pichiomycetes; Pichiales; Pichiaceae
Exons: 1
Coding region: 1-4095 (1364 amino acids)
Biological process (GO): regulation of transcription by RNA polymerase II
Cellular component (GO): nucleus
Molecular function (GO): zinc ion binding; RNA polymerase II cis-regulatory region sequence-specific DNA binding; DNA-binding transcription activator activity, RNA polymerase II-specific
Source: RefSeq, a predicted model, not a curated record